CAUUUUCUUCAAAAAAUGACAGCACAGGAUGAUGUGGAAGCAUAUCUUACCACCUUCGAAAGGACGGCAGAGAGGGAGAAGUGGCCGAAAGAAGAAUGGGCAGGGCUUCUGGCACCAUACCUGGCAGGGGACGCUCAAAAAGCGUAUUUCGACCUGGAGUUGAAAGAUGCACAGGAUUACGAUAAACUAAAGGGAGAGAUCCUGACUAGACUGGGAGUGACCGAUACUGUGAGGGCACACCGCUUCCACCAGUGGUCCUACCGACCGGGACAACCCCCAUGAACACAGAUGUUCGACUUGAUUCACCUGGCACGGAAAUGGUUGCGACCAGAGACCCGGUCAUCCGCCAAGAUCGUCGAGACCAUCGUACUCAACCAGUUUCAGCGAGGUCUACCCCAAGAAGUGAGACGAUGGGUUGGCCAGAACGAGGUACUUUCCGCCGACCAUCUCGUGGGCCUGGUUGAACGGUAUUGUACGGCAGGAACAGCUGAGCAGGCACAGGAGGAAAGAUUCCCGUUCCCCAGGCAUGGGCGAACCAGCGGACAGGGUAAGGCUGUCCCAACAUAUGGAGGGGGAAGAGAGCAGCGUGAGGCCAUGAGGAAAGAAUCAGAAUCAGGCCGAGACACUAAGGGAAAAAACGGAAACCGGGACUGGGUGUCGAGGGGGUCUCCCCCCCGAACCCCUAUUAUCUGUUACAAUUGUAAUCAACCAGGACAUAUUGCAGACUACUGCCCUAUUAAAGAAGAGCCAAUGCAAUGUAACCUUGGUGAAAAUGAAGAUGAUAUACGGUAUGCAUGUCCUGUUGUAACCACUGUACUUGAAAGAUCAAGAAACAAACAUAUGUGCAGGGUGAAGGCAAUUAGAGAAUGGCCGAAACCAGUAAAUAAGAAGCAGGUUCGAGCCUUCCUAGGGCUGACCGGUUACUACCGGAAGUUCAUCCCAAGUUAUGCCACAGUGGCCGCCCCACUUACCGACAUGACUAGAGCCAGAGGGCCAAACAUGGUCAAAUGGGAUGAAAGGGCCACCAAAGCAUUUAGGACAUUACAGGAGGCUCUCUGCUGUAACCCAGUGCUGGUGGUACCAGACUUUGAGAAAGAGUUUGUGGUUCAGACGGAUGCCUCAGAGGUUGGCUUGGGAGCAGUGCUAUCCCAAGAGGUAGAAGGGGUGGAACACCCCAUCCUGUUUUUAAGCAGGAAGCUGGAACCACGGGAAACCAACUACUCAGUCGUUGAGAAAGAGGCGCUGGCAGUAAAGUGGGCUCUAGAAAGCCUGAAGUACUACCUGCUGGGGCGCCACUUCACCCUCAUCAGUGACCAUGCCCCACUCACCUGGAUGCAUAGGGCUAAAGAGAAGAACGCUCGGGUGAUGCGGUGGUUUUUGAGUCUCCAACCGUUUCAUUUUGACUUGAAACACAGAGCAGGGAAGGAAAUGGGAAACGUGGAUGGGUUAUCCCGCAUGCAUGCAUAUUUUGCUGCGGUAGCCCGACCUAGGGGGUCGGAUCUAGGGGGGAGAGAUAUGUGGCAAAGAGUGGGGUCGAGUGAUAAGUGGCAGAUAUUCAACCCCGAGUUGACCUCUCCUUUCAAAACACCAAAGAUUAUCAACUCAGACAUUGACUUUGGGGACUCUGCCCAAACCAAACAACAUGCCUAUUGA
Molecule: messenger RNA, 1653 nt
Organism: Oncorhynchus tshawytscha (Chinook salmon)
Lineage: Eukaryota; Metazoa; Chordata; Actinopteri; Salmoniformes; Salmonidae
Exons: 3
Coding region: 289-1653 (454 amino acids)
Molecular function (GO): nucleic acid binding; zinc ion binding
Source: RefSeq, a predicted model, not a curated record